CAUAGCUUCACAAAACUUUCUGCCACUUGCAUCUGCCAAGCCUAUGGGUCCAGAAACUGAUAGGCUAGCUCUACUUGCUUUGAAGGACAAGCUCACAAAUGGCAAUCCUCAAGUUCUACCUUCAUGGAACAGUUCUCUCCACUUCUGUAAAUGGGAGGGUGUUUCCUGCAGUGCUCCUCACAUCAGGGUCUCUAAACUGCAGUUAGCAGGUCCGAGUUUCGAUGGGAGUCUUGCACCAGCAAUAGGUAAUCUUACCUUCCUUAAACUAAUAAAUAUUACUUUUACCAGAGUGCAUGGUGAGAUCCCCAAAGAAAUUGGCCGUCUCAAACGGUUGCAGGUUCUCUUCCUAAGGCUUAAUAACAUUCAGGGAGAGAUUCCCAUAGAGCUUGCUAACUGUUCAAAUCUGCAACUAGUAGUCUUCAACCGCAAUAACUUGACUGGCAAAAUUCCCCCCUGGUUAGGAUCAAUGCGAUCACUAAAUGCUUUGCACCUUGAUGUCAAUAAGUUCUCUGGUAGUAUUCCAGAGUCCUUGGGAAAUCUUUCGUCUUUGAGGGUCUUGUCUCUUCCGGGAAAUAAUCUCCAAGGUAGCAUACCUCAAACUCUAGGCCGGUUGACAAGUUUGAGCGAUCUUCUUCUAGCUCAAAAUAAUUUGUCUGGAAUAAUCCCUUUAUCACUCUAUAAUCUUUCCAAUGUCGUGAUUUUUGAUUUGGGAUCUAACCACUUGUUCGGAACUAUUCCAUCGAAUAUAGACCUUUCUUUCCCCAAUGUUCAAACUUUUUGGGUUGGAAGCAACUCUUUAACUGGAACAAUUCCCCCCACAUUUUCCAACCUCUCUCGAUUGCAAAGCGUAGAUCUAGUUGCAAAUCGUUUCAGUGGGCCAUUCCCCACCUCUUUGGGAAGACUCCAAAAUCUUCUUGAAAUGAACAUUGACUUCAAUAUUUUGGGGAGUGGAAGCAAUGGUGACUUGGAUUUCCUUUCGUCGUUAACCAACUGUAGCCAAUUGCUUACAUUGAGCCUACAAGGAAAUGGAUUUGGUGGUGUAUUGCCAGAGUCAAUUGGAAACUUCACUUCACCACUGAAUACACUUCUUGUGGGACACAAUAAGAUCUCUGGAAGCAUACCUGAAGAGAUUGGGAAACUAGUUGGCUUAACAUUUCUUGAUAUGGGAGGGAACCUUCUUCAAGGCGAAAUUCCAGUUUCAAUUGGAAAACUGAAAAAUCUUGGAAGGACAUACUUCGAAAAAAACCAAUUAUCUGGAAAUAUUCCUGCGGUUCUGGGCAAUCUUACCAAGUUGUUCGAUUUGUAUUUAAACAACAACAACUUUGAGGGAAGUAUUCCAGAUGCCGUCAGAGAUUGCAAAAAUAUGCAGAAUUUGUUUCUUUCCAAAAACAAAUUGAGCGGUAAUAUACCCAAUGAUACAUUUGGUCGGCUAGAAGAUUUAGUAGUUCUUAACAUGUCUUACAAUUCCUUGACCGGUCCCCUUCCAUCAGAGUUUGGUAACCUGAAGCAUUUAGUGGAACUAGAUGUUAUUGAAAACAAAUUGUCUGGCGAUAUUCCAAUUGCACUAGGUGAAUGUUCAGGGCUGUCACUGCUGUUCAUGAAUGGAAACUUUUUCCAAGGAAGUAUUCCCUCAUCAUUUGGUUUGCUAAAAUCUCUUGAAUUCUUGGAUCUUUCCAGAAAUAACUUGUCAGGCAGAAUUCCCAAUGAAUUGAAAGAUCUUCCAUUUUUGGAGGCCUUAAACCUCUCAUUCAACCAUCUCCAAGGUGAGGUUCCAAAAGGAGGAGUGUUUGAUCACACCACUGCUAUCCAACUCACAGGAAAUGAGGAUCUUUGUGGUGGGAUACCUGAAUUGAAGCUGCCAGCAUGUUCAAAUAAGCCAGAGAAGUCUUUUAAAACCGUCGUUAUCCUCAUCGUUGUGAUAGGCAGUGCUUUCAUUUGUUUUGUAGUUUCCAUCAGUAUUUAUUGGAGAAGAAAGCCAAAUGGGUUAUCUUCUUCCUCAUCUUCUAUGGAGAAUUGGCUCUUCAAAGUUUCUUACAGAGAGCUACAUGAUGCUACCAAUGGGUUUUCUUCAUCUAACUUGGUCGGCUCAGGAAGCUUUGGCUCUGUAUAUAGGGGAACACUUCAUUACUAUGAGAAACCUAUUGUUGUAAAGGUGCUAAAUCUUCAGACACGUGGGGCAUCGAAAAGUUUCGCCAAUGAAUGCAAAGCUCUUAGUAAAGUCCGUCACCGAAACCUUCUGAAGGUUUUAACUUGUUGUUCCAGUAUCGAUUACAAAGGUGGCAAUUUUAUGGCCCUAAUUUUUGAGUUCAUGCCAAAUGGGAGUUUGGAGAGCUGGCUGUCAACAAAUGAAAAUGGUGAAUCAAGAAAUCUACAUCUAAAUUUUGUACAAAGAUUAGAUAUAGCCAUCGAUGUAGCUAAUGCUUUGGAUUACCUUCACCAUGAUUGUGAGGUAGCUAUUGUUCAUUGUGACAUCAAGCUGAGUAAUGUUCUUCUUGAUGAAGACAUGGUUGCUCACUUAGGAGACUUUGGGUUAGCUAAACUCCUUCAUGAAGUUACAGGCUAUUCUAGCAGUGAUCAAACUCCUUCCUCAGCAAUUAAAGGAACCAUUGGUUAUAUUCCUCCAGAGUAUGGGGGAGGUGGAGCAGUGACACCACAAGGGGAUAUCUAUAGCUAUGGAGUUCUAUUGUUAGGGUUGCUCACUGGAAAAAAGCCUACAGAUAGCAUGUUUGGAGUAGAUUUGAGCCUGCACAAGUUUUGUAAGUUGGCAUUGUCAGACAGAAUCACUGAGAUAGUGGACUCAAGUUUGCUCAUACCAUCUCAAAGAGGCCACAUUAAAGUGACAGAGAAGCCUAAUGUGAAAUUUGAAAUUCAAGAGUCUUUGAUCAGCUUUGCUAAGAUUGGAGUGGCAUGUUCAGUAGAUUCGCCCAGUGAACGGAUGGGGAUAAAAGAUGUUCUGGUGGAGUUGCUCGCCAUUAAAAAGAGGCUGUCCCCAGUUGGUAUCAACAGUUCUAUGCAAAAUAAUCUGCAUUCAUAUGGAAAUUCUUCUGGCUUUUGAAAGUAUAUGUAUCUAUAUUUCCUUCCGUGUCUAGUACUCAGAAAAACUUGAGCUUAUCACUUGGAUAUGUUAUCUAUAGUUUUUUUUUCUUUU
This is a messenger RNA of Neltuma alba, 3148 nucleotides long. Its product is annotated as probable LRR receptor-like serine/threonine-protein kinase At3g47570. Gene Ontology annotation, molecular function: ATP binding; protein kinase activity; protein binding. The transcript has 2 exons. The record is from RefSeq and is a predicted model, not a curated record. NCBI's taxonomy places the organism in Eukaryota, Viridiplantae, Streptophyta, Magnoliopsida, Fabales, Fabaceae. Gene Ontology annotation, biological process: protein phosphorylation. Bases 44 to 3055 code for a protein of 1003 amino acids.